Messenger RNA from Pygocentrus nattereri (red-bellied piranha), 3990 nucleotides. Its product is annotated as zinc finger protein 239-like. The record is from RefSeq and is a predicted model, not a curated record. Gene Ontology annotation, cellular component: nucleus. The transcript has 5 exons. Gene Ontology annotation, molecular function: RNA polymerase II cis-regulatory region sequence-specific DNA binding; DNA-binding transcription factor activity, RNA polymerase II-specific. Gene Ontology annotation, biological process: regulation of transcription by RNA polymerase II; central nervous system development. Lineage: Eukaryota; Metazoa; Chordata; Actinopteri; Characiformes; Serrasalmidae. Bases 338 to 2863 code for a protein of 841 amino acids.
AGAAAAAGAAGAACGUGGAGAAGCAGAAGAUUGUGUGGUGGUCAGCCGUCCAUGCCUCCGCGGUUAUACAGUGUUGAUGGAGGAACAGAAACAAGUGCUGAACGAAGAACAAUAGGAAUGACCAGAGGCUGACGCCAGUCCUUGGUCUAAAAAGUGUAACGAGGUGUGACCAGGCAGACCAGAGGCUCUGGAAAUGAAUGAGAUCCUGUUUCAGUUCUUCUCCUGCCCCCAGCGUCCACUUCCCUACAGUACUCUGUAAACCUACAUAUACUUCCAUAAAUAUAUAAGGACAUUCCAGUUAGGGGACUGUUAAGCUACUGAAACGGACUACAUAAGCAUGUCAUCUGAUACCCUUCACAUGAACACAUCUCACAGACAAACACAGAAACAUAGCAUGAAGAGAACUCACUAUUGCUUGGAGUGUGGGAAAAGUUUUGAUCGACAGAGUCAUCUUAAUAUACACCAGCGUAUUCACACAGGAGAGAAACCGUAUCACUGUUCGGAGUGUGGGAAAAGUUUCACUCAAAAGUGUACUCUCCAAAAACACCAGGUCAUUCACACAGGAGAAAAGCUGUAUCACUGCUCAGAAUGUGGUAAGAAGUUUAAUCGACAGAGUACUCUUCAAACCCACCAGCGCAUUCAUACAGGAGUUAAACCAUAUCACUGCUCAGAGUGUGGGAAGAGUUUUAGUCUACGGAGUACUCUCCAAAAACACCAGCGCUUUCACACAGGAGAGAAGCCGUAUUUCUGUUCAGACUGUGGGAAGGGUUUUACUCAACAGAGUAAUCUCCUACAACAUCAGCGCAUUCACACAGGAGAGAAGCCAUAUUACUGCUCAGUAUGUGGGAAGAGUUUUACUGUACAGAGUCAUCUCCAAACACACCAGCGCAUUCACACAGGAGUUAAACCAUAUUGCUGCUCAGUAUGUGGGAAGAGUUUUACUGUACAUAGUAAUCUCCAACAACACCAGCUCAUCCACACAGGAGAGAAGCCAUAUCACUGCACAGAGUGUGGAAAGGGUUUUACUCAACAGGGUGCUUUCCUAAGACACCAGCGCAUUCACACAGGAGAAAAGCCGUAUCACUGCUCAGAGUGUUGGAAGAGUUUUACCAUGCAGAGUUCUUUCCAACGACAUCAGCGCAUUCACACAGGAGAAAAGCCAUACCAUUGCUCAGAGUGUGGGAAGAGUUUCACUAUACAGAGUAAUCUCCAACAACAUUUGCGCAUUCACACAGGAGAGAAGCCAUAUUACUGCUUAGAGUGUGGACAGAGCUUUAGGCAUUCAAAAAGUCAUCUCAAAAUACACCAGCGCAUUCACACAGGAGAGAAGCCAUAUCACUGCUCAGAGUGUGGGAACUGUUUUACUCUGAAGUGUACUCUCCUAAAACACCAGCGCAUUCACACAGGAGAGAAGCCGUAUUGCUGCUCAGAAUGUGGGAAGAGGUUUAAUCGACAGAGUACACUCCAAACCCACCAGCACAUUCAUACAGGAGUUAAACCAUAUCACUGCUCAGAGUGUGGGAAGAAUUUCAGUCUACAGAGUUCUCUCCGAAAACACCAGCGAUUUCACACAGGAGAGAAGCCGUAUUUCUGUUCAGAGUGUGGGAAGAGUUUUCCUCAACUGAGUUCUCUUCAGCAACAUUGGCACAUUCACACAGGAGAGAAACCGUAUCACUGCUCAGAGUGUGGAAAGAGUUUUAUUGGACAGAGUCAUCUCCGGGAACACCUGCGCAUUCACACAGGAGUGAAGCCCUAUUACUGCUCAGUAUGUGGUAGGAGUUUUACUAUACAAAGUAAUCUUCAACAACACCAGCUCAUUCACACAGGAGAGAAGCCAUAUCACUGCACAGAGUGUGGGAAGAGUUUUACUCAACAAGGUUCUUUCCAAAGACAUCGGCGCAUUCACACAGGAGAAAAGCCGUAUCACUGCUCAGUAUGUGGGAAGAGUUUUACCCAACAGAGUUCUUUCCAAAGACAUCAGCGCAUUCAUACAGGAGAGAAGCCAUAUAACUGCUCAGAGUGUGGGAAGAGUUUUACUAUAAAGAGUAAUCUCAAACAACAUCAGCGUAUUCACACAGAAGAGAAGCCGUAUCACUGCUCAGAGUGUGGAAAGAGUUUCAGACAGUCAAAUUCUGUGAAGACACACAAAUGCACUGAGAGCAGUGUUAGAAGUGGGCAAAAUCCUUACUGCUUAGAGUGUGGAAAGAGUUUUACUCGAAAAAGUACUGUCAAAAUACACCAGCGUAUUCACUCCGGAGAGAAGCCGUAUCACUGCUCAGAAUGUGGGAAGAGUUUUAAUCGUCAGAGUCAUCUCCAGCAACACCAGCGCGUUCACACAGGAGAGAAGCCGUAUCGCUGUUCAGAAUGUGGGAAGAGUUUUAAUCGUCAGAGUCAUCUCCAGCAACACCAGCGCAUUCACACAGGAGAGAAACCGUAUCACUGCUCAGAGUGUGGGAAGUGUUUUAAUCAUCAGAGUACUCUCCAACAACACCAGCGCAUUCACACUGGAGAAAAGCCAUAUCACUGCUCAGAGUGUGGGAAGAGUUUUAAUCGUCAGAGCCAUCUCCAAGAACACCAGCGGAUUCACACAGGAGAGAAACCAUAUCACUGCUCAGAGUGUGGGAGGAGUUUUAAUCAACAGAGUAAUCUCCAACAACACCAGCGCAUUCACACAGGAGAGAAGCCUUAUUACUGCUCAGAGUGUGGAAAGAGUUUUAAUCAAUUGAUUCAUCUCCAGCAACACCAGCGCAUUCACACAGGAGAGAAGCCUUAUUACUGCUCACAGUGUGGGAAGAGCUUCAGACAUUCAAAGACCGUGAUGACACACAAGUGCACUAAGAGCAGUGGUAGAAAUAGAAAGUAAUGAGUGUAACCAUAACACAUUCCUAGAGUUAAAGUCUCCAGGGAAUGGUGCUAUGAUCCCAGAUUUCAAACAGUUUUAAGGUCCCCUGUUGUUGUUUUACACUGUUUCUAAAACAUAUCCAUAAAUUAAAUAUAAUUUCCUGUGCUGAACACCCAUUCAAGCCUGUGGCUCACACACCCAGUGAGAAAGUGUAGUAUUUCAGCUUCUCCCAAAAUUUGUUUCAUUUGUAUUAUAUGUUGAAAACUAUUAUGAAGGUGCACAAUCAAUAAAAAAGAUUCUUUACUUUGUAAUUUAGUAUAUCCAAGAAAGUAUAGUGUUUUGGUUGCAAUGAUGGAUGUUUUGAAGAACAUUUAACAAUGUGCUUAGUUCCUUGAGUGCCUCUUUUGCUCCUUUGUCUUGCACGUUAAGUAGUAGGUUGUUGCAAUGAAAGUGACACUUUGCCUGUCUUUGCCUUUUAACCUCUAGGAUUUUUUUUUUGUAUGCUGUUUGUUUGAAAUGUUCUUGUGGAGGACAAUAAUAUAGGAAAGGUGAUCCUGAAAACUGCAAUAGUGAAACUUUUAAAUUCUAAGGACUGCAAGACAUCACACCAUCUGAAUAACAUACAGGUGAUCUCUCCUUCGUUUGGCCUACACAUUCCUAUUCUACAUAGCAUGAAGUUGCAUGCAGGCUGGACUACAAUUCAUCCCUUUAUUUCCCAAUACUGUUUUCAUAGACUUUAAGUAUUGUUGAUGAAUUAUGUGACACUUGGAGAGUGACAUGAGAUUAGGACUUUGUUAAUGCCCAUCUCCAGUCUAUCUUUCCAGACAUGGGGACGGACAACGGUACAGGAAUUUGAACUAGGUUUUUCCAUCAUCAUAUAACUGGGUGAUUGGAGACCAUUUGGAGUUGUUCAAGCCCUUGGGCCUUACUGAGACGGACUCUUGCUGAUGUCAUUACGAUGCACAUGAGGGACAGUAUCCUUAUUUACUGAAUCUCACCAAUGCCACUGUUCAGUUUUGUUCCUGAAGCAAUCCAAGUAUGCAUUAUAACAAUUUUGAUUUCUAAUGGUGAAUCAGUAUGUGUAAGAAAUUCUGUAUGUAGAAUGUCUAAUUUACACAUGCUUUGUAUUAAAUGUAUAAGCACUUUUA